UUCACAGAAGACCGCUGGCAUCGUCCGGUGCGACCAGACUCCCUGAAACCGUUUCCUCCCGGGACCUCUGAGAUGCACCGUUAACGGACACCUUUCCGACUCUGAGAUGAACUUAAAGUGGACAUUGAAACGAUUUCUUCUCAUGUCGUUGUCACUCUCCCACCUGCUGUUAUUUGAGGGAGCUCAGAGCCGACUUUCACUGACAGAGGGAAGAGUUCAGAGGAGGGCUAAUGCACUUCGGAGGAAACGGGAUCUCCUUGGGGAGGAGGUUGGUACACUACACCUAAGAGAACCAGAGGAGACUUAUGGGCCACUACUGUCGGAGGGAACUCUGUCACGCAGCAUUUUACACAACUACACAGCCAGAGAUUCCUCUUCAGAAUAUUGUGAAUGCCUCAAUGGUGGCUGGUGUCAGGAGGGCGGUGUGUGUGACUGUACUCAGUUCCAGGCACUGGGAGACCGCUGCCAGAUCAUACCUAACCAGGGCCAGGAUAGAGACGGGAUCUGCAGGUCAUGGGGUCAACACCACUAUGAAACAUUUGAUGGAAUAUACUUCUACUUCCCUGGAACCUGCUCCUAUAUUCUGGCCCAGGACUGUCACUCUCCUUCACCACAGUACACAGUGUGGGUCCAUAACAGCAGAGUGUGUGAUGGCAGUGUGUAUUCAUGCCCAAGAGCUCUUAGUCUCUUUUUCCCAAAUGAGGAGGAGAUCCACAUCUCUGGAUAUCAGGUCCACCAGGGAGGCCGCAGGUUGAGUCUGCCUCAGACUAUCGGCGGCGUCUUCAUCGAGCGACUUGCUGAUUACCUGCUGGUGAAGAGUGUGUUUGGCUUCUCGUUGGCCUGGGACGGAGGCUCCGGUGUCUACCUGAAGAUGAGUGAGGAGCACCAGGCCUCUCCCUGCGGACUGUGUGGGAACUUCAACCACAUCCCGGGUGAUGACCUCACCACCCCUCGAGGCGUUCGCACUGAUGAACCUGCAGUGUUUGCAAACAGCUGGGCAGUGGAUCUGCCUCAUGAGAGAGCCUGUCCCUCAGUAGAUGUGGACUUCAAUGGGCCCUGCCAGUCUGAGUCAGACAUGGAUGAUGCCAUCGAGAAAUGCAGUGCACUUCUCUUCUUUCCAUUUCUGUCAUGCCACGAAAACAUCGACCCAAAUCCCUUUGUGGCCAGCUGUGUAUCUGAUCUCUGCGUAUCUGAUGAUGAGGAAACGUUUUGUUAUGCCUUGGUUGAGUACACCAGAGCCUGCUCACAUGUUGGUUAUCCAGUGAGGGAGUGGAGGGACAGCUUCCCUUCUUGCAAUGAUGGCUGUGAGGAGAGUUUUGUCUACAGAGAUUGUAUCAGUUGCUGUCCACCCACCUGCACAUUUGAGAAAGAGUGUUUGGGAACCAACCUGCAUUGUCUAGACGGCUGCUACUGUCCUGAUGGUCUUAUCCUACAGAACGGAACAUGUAUCGCUGUUUCUCAGUGUCCGUGUGUUUACCAUGGAACAUCUUAUGUGCAAGGACAUGUGCUUCAACAAGGCUGCAGUGUUUGUGUGUGUAUGGGAGGAGUGUGGAACUGCACCGAGAACAACUGCACAGCGGAGUGUUCAGUGGUCGGUGACGUGUUUGUGACGACGUUUGACGGUCGGAUGUUUCUGCAGCCGGGGGCGUGUCAGUAUGUCCUGGCGAAGAGUCGCAGCAGCAGCAGAUUCACUGUCACGCUGCAAUAUACAACCUGUGCUGAGCAGCAGACGUGCAUUCAGUCAGUGACACUGGUGUUGGAUGAAGAUGUAAGUCAUCAGAUCACUUUGACCAGAGAGGGGGAGGUGAUCAUCGGUGUACGUCCAGCACCUGCGUUGCCCUAUGUUGAUGAUCGAGUGGAGGUGCGGAGGCUGACCUCUGUGUUUACACAGCUGAAGGCAGGCAUCGGUCUGAAGCUGCGCUACGAUGGUGCGGGUGGACAGGUCUAUCUGCAGCUGGACAGUCUGUGGCGUGGACACACACUCGGCCUGUGUGGAACCUUCAAUGGAAAUCUACGUGAUGACUUCCUGUCUCCAGCAGGUAUGAUCGAGGGCACUCCUCAGCUUCAUGCCAAUGCUUGGAAGGUGUCAUCUGCUUGUGUCGCGCCAGUUAAUCUCCCCAUCAUAGAUCCAUGUGAGAUGAACCAGAACAAUGUGUUCUAUGCGUCCCAGUGUGAGGUGCUCUUGGGGAGUGUAUUCGCUCCAUGUCAUGGCUACAUCAGUCCAAACAUCUACCAGCAGCAGUGUCGCUACCAGGCGUGUCGCUGUGGCAGCAGCUGUCUGUGCACGGCACUGGCUCACUACUCUUACCUCUGUUCCAAACAUGGAGUCAGUGUCAAUUUCAGAUCACACGUCUCUGAAUGUGGAACGGUGUGUCUUGGUGGUAUGCUGUACCACUCGUGCGUGUCAUCGUGUGGGCGGUCCUGUCGGGCCCUGGCGAGCUCUGACAUGUGUGAGCCUGGCGACUGCGCUGAGGGGUGUGGCUGUCCUGAGGGCAGCUUCUAUGACGAUGUGCGGCAGCGCUGUGUGCAAAUGUCUCAGUGUCACUGUUACUCUGUGGGUGGAGUGUCACAGCCAGGAGAGGUGAGCUUCAGCGCCUCCGGUCCCUGCCUGUGCAGAAAUGGGAAGCUGGAGUGUAAGCCCGAGGAAAAAGAGCCUGAUAGUGAAGAGGUCGGCGAGUGUCCCGAAGGUAAAGUGUACCACAGCUGCACUGAGCAGAGAGGAGGCGUGGCCUGUGCACCCACUUGUCGGAACCUGAUGUUGAACCUCACUUGCCCUCCCAACACACCGUGCAUUGCUGGCUGUGUCUGCCCUGCUGGGCUGGUGCUGCACCAUGGACAUUGUUACCAUCCGGAGAACUGUCCGUGUGCCUGGCUGGGCCUUGAAUACCUGCCUGGAGAAACUGUGGAAACACCGUGUUACACAUGCGUGUGUCAGCGUGGCUACUUCAACUGCAGCUACUCUCCAUGUCCAGCUGUGUGUUCUGUCUACAGCGACAGACACUACCACACCUUUGACGGCCUGGAGUAUGACUACCACUCUGACUGUCAGGUCUACCUCCUCAAAACUACAGGAGAAACUGAAAUGUCCAUCAUUGCCCAAAACAAGGACUGCUACGAGAGCGGCAUUGUGUGCAUGAAAUUACUCAUUAUUCAUGUGGGACUUACCAAAAUCUACUUCACUGACAACUCUGGCAACCCGAGCCCGUCCACUGUUGUUGGUCGUGGGUCAGAGUUUGAGUUGUGGAAAGCCGGCUAUUAUACUGUGGUGCAGUUCUCCAGUCAAGACCUGACUGUCCUCUGGGACCGCAAGACGACUGUCCACAUCAGAACUGGACCUCAGUGGAAGGGCCUUCUCAGUGGGCUGUGUGGAAACUUUGACAGUGUGACAGUGAACGAUAUGACCACAUCUGGCCACAUGGAAGUCAAUAACGCCCAGACCUUUGGAGAUAGCUGGGCUCUGGGACAGUGUGAAAGUGAAAGUGUUGUUGAGCGACCAUGUGAAGGAGACCUGGGCAGGCAGCCGUAUGCCAAGAGGGAGUGUGCGCUCCUCUACAGCGAUGUCUUUGCACCAUGUCACAAUGUGGUGGAUGUGGCCUGGUUCUACAGGAACUGCCUGACAGACACUUGCAACUGUAACCGUGGGGGAGACUGUGAGUGCCUUUGUACGUCUAUCGCUGCGUAUGCACACAAAUGCUGUCAACAGGGAGUCACAGUACACUGGCGAUCUCCCUCUGUCUGUCCCUAUGAUUGUGAAUACUAUAAUCAAGAACUCGGCGAAGGCCCGUUCUCCAUGGUGAGUGGCGCUGAUAAGGACACCAUGUUUGGAGUAAAUCGCUCCAGCAGCUCAGUGUUUCCUCUGGUGAUAGAGAGACCGGGGCAGUUGCCUGCUCCAGGUCUCUUGUUCAACUUCAUGAUCACGGCAGGUCUACAGAAGGACAGAACAUCACGUGUCCCUGUGGUGUCACUGGAGUCUGCAGAGAGACCAAACUACUUCCUCGCCGUGUCUGGACACAGUCGUCUUCAGCUAGAGCAGUGGAGUCGCGGGGUGGAUUUCAGUAGCAGGGCAACAUUUAUCCAUCACCACGGGCUGUUUCUGCCAGGCCGCACAUCAUUUGAGCUUGUCGGUCAACCGGGAAUAUUUCUGACACUGACACGCACCUCUGCAAGAUCCCAGAGAUACGACACCUCAGAGGGAUUCAGGACGAGCAGCAGCUUCACGCUGGAGGAGAGCAGUUUUGUGAUACCUUAUCGGAUGAUGUGUGAGUGGCGUUACCAAGCCUGUGCGAGCCCCUGUGUCCACACGUGCAGUGACCCAGAUGCAACACGCUGUCACUUCCUGCCUCCGGUGGAAGGUUGCUUCCCACGUUGUCCCAAGAACAUGGUCCUCGAUGAAAUCACAAGAAGAUGUGUGUACACCGAGGACUGUGUGUCCUUGCCUCCGACUCCAACACCGUUUCCAUUUGUGACCCGGUCCAACAGAACUACAACACCUUCAACUCCGGCUACAACCACCACUACGACUACAGCUACUACUACUAUUGCUACUACUACUACUUCAACUACUACUACAAUGCCAACAACUACCACCACCACCACCACCACAGCUCCCACUACAACCACAACAACCACCACCACAGCAUCAACAACGUCCUCCACGACUGUCAGGCCCACAACAACGACAGCCACAACGACCACACCCACUGCUGCCACGACAACCACUGAACAAGUCACCACUCCACCAACACCAUCUCCUCCCACAUCUCCUCCUCCGACCACGCUUACACCGACAGCUCCACCAGAGACAACCACUCUCACCACAACUGAAACGACCUCCACCCAAACGUCGGGGGUCACACAGCCAGCACCCAGCACUGCACCCCCUGAGGACACUUCUCCUCCACCCUCCACCACCUCACCCUUAACUCCGACCUCCACUACCGUUACCACACCAUCAACACCAGAGCCUCCCCUAACCUCCACCCCACCUCCUGUAAUCUCACCCACCACAGUGGUCACAACAGCCUCCACCUCCACCAUUUCUCUGCCUGAAACCACCACCACUCCACAGCCUACACCAACAGAGACAACCACCACCCCAACAGCUGCGACCACCACAGUCGCACCUCCUACGACCGUCAAGCCGACUACUGAGCGGGCGACCACGAGUCCCAGCAUCUCCACCACAACAGAAGAAACAUCAACCACGACUCCAUUUGUCUUCCCCACGACUCCGUGCACACCUCCGUACUCCUACCGCAUCGACGAGUGUGCAGAGCUGAUCUGUUUCAACGGAGAUCUGCUGCUUCACAACUCUUCGCUCCACUGUCGCUACAACACCAGCCAGCCUCAGUGCAGUCUGCUGGGCCUGCCCAUCCUCAUCAACACUGACCCCUGCUGUCCUCUGUGGCAGUGUCCUUGUCGCUGCACUGUGAUGUCAGACCUGCGUGUGAUAACAUUUGACGGCAACAACGUAGCCUUGUAUGAUAACGGCUCCUACAUCCUGGUUAACCUGCCCAGAGAGACUAUUAUUGGCACUGUGGAGAAAUGUCCAACUAGCCAGAGUGUGAACUCCAUCAGGCGAACCAGUCCGACCGGUGGAACAUCUGGUCUCUGUUUUAAGAAGCUGAACAUCACCACCUCCUCCCACAGAGUUAUUAUCAACCGACUGGAUCGAAAGGUGACGGUGAACUACAGACCCGUCCGCCUCCCAUUCUCUCGUCACUCCCUCUAUGUGGAAGACACAGGCAGCAUGUACCUCAUUCACACACCUGGUGGAAUCAACAUACAGUGGUAUCACAGCACUGGUAUCAUGGUGCUGCAGUACAAUACUCUCCAUAAUGCAUCUGUGCCCACUCGAGGUCUGUGUGGCUGUUGUGACGGGAACCCAGAGGAUGACUUGAAGCUGCCCAACGGCACAGUGGUCAGAGAGGUGGGAGACAUGAUGGUCUUCCUGCAGGCAUGGAGAGUGCACACCACUGAUGAAACAGAACACACCCGCAGGGUCGGAGACAACUGCACCACUGGAGAUUGUUCCACCUGUCUGUCCAUGCUGAGCCAGAAAGCCUUCAGCCCAUGCCACAGCAAGGUAUCUCCUGAGCAGUUCUGUGACAUCAUGUGGGCGGGGGACCUGCACUACAAAGACCACCAGUGUGACUUCCUGGCAGCUUACGUGGCAGUCUGCUACACAUAUCAAGUCUGCAUCAGCUGGAGACGACACAAUUUCUGCCCACUGCGAUGUCCUCCAGGUAAAGAGUAUCAGCCGUGUGUGAGCACCUGCACCAGCCGCACCUGUGUGAACAGAGACUACUACGAGGAGACCACGUGCUCCUUCAUCCGAGAGGAGUGUGUGUGUCGCAGUGGAACCAUCCUGCACCGCGCUGACUCCCCGUACUGUGUGACAGAAGACCGCUGUGUGUGCACAGAUAAUGAGGAUAACCCCCGGGCCCCGGGUGAGGUGUGGAACAGCUCAGCUCGUAGCUGCUGUCUGUACAAAUGUAUGGAGAACGGCUCAGUGGUGGCUGUAGAACCAGACUGUGACUCUGUCCCCGCUCCACUGUGUGAGAGGGAGGGAGAGUAUGUACUGGAUGUUGUGGAAGAAGGAGCCUGCUGCCCUAAAAAGAUCUGUGAGUGCAACAUGACCAUCUGUGACAGUGAAGCUCCGUCCUGUGAUAACGGAAACAGGCUCAUCAUCGGUUACAGCGCUCUGUCCUGCUGCCCAGAGUACCGAUGUGAGUGUGACCCCAUGGCGUGCCCUCCUGUCUCUGUGCCCAACUGCAGGGAAGAUCAGUUCCUAGUGGAGGUCAGAGGACACAAGUCCUGCUGCUAUUCGUACCUGUGUGUGUGUGAAUCGUGCACUGAGCCCAUUCCAACUUGCUCACAUGGAGAAAUUCUGGCUGUGGAUCUGAACACCACCAACAGCUGCUGUCCACAGUACCACUGUGUGUGUGAUGUCAACCUGUGCCCAGCAUCGACUGUGAGCUGUGCACCUGGUCUCUCUUUGGUUCAAACUGCUCUCCCUGGACACUGCUGUCCACAGCACCACUGUGAGUGCCAGUGUGACGAUGGCUCUCCGCCCAACUGUCAGGUGGGAGAAUUGCUUGUUGACGUUCCAGACAGCAGCAGCACCUGUGGCUGUCCUCAGCAUACAUGUCAGAAGGCAGAAGUGUGUCUUUUCCAAGGGGUAACAGUGUUGGGACCAGGCCAGUCUCUGGUUCAGUAUUUUGAAGGAGACCUGUGUUACACCGUCCACUGCCUGCAUCACAAAGACCCAGACUCUGGCUUCUACGCCAUGGAAAUCACUUCCAUCAACUGCUCCCAAAAAUGUGGACCUCACCAGGUGUACGUGCCGUCCUCAGAUCCCCAGGUGUGCUGCGGCUCCUGUAAAAAUGUCUCCUGUACUUUUGCCAGUGAAAAUGGAACAACAGAGCUUUUCACUGCCGGGAGCUCCUGGGUGGAAAACUGCACACGUUACGACUGCAUGGAAACAGUAGUGGGAGCAGUGAUUCUGGCCUCUGGAGUGGUUUGCCCACCCUUCAAUGACACAGAGUGUAUUCAGAAUGGUGGUGUGGUCCAGAGCUAUGUGGACGGCUGCUGCAGGACAUGUUCUGGAGUGGGUGUUUUACCAUUUACCGUUAAUCCUCUAACUCCCACUGGUAGUACUAACUGUGACACAGGUAAAGAAGACGGUAAGACAUGCAAGCGUGUGGCCAUUCGGACGACCAUCAGAAAAGAUGACUGCAGGAGCAAUACACCGGUCACAGUCUACUCUUGCGAUGGGAAAUGUCCGUCUGCCACCAUAUUCAACUUCAACAUCAACAGUCACGCCAGGUUCUGCAAGUGCUGCCGCGAGAGUGCAUUACAAACCCGGUCUGUCACACUCUACUGCUCUCGCAAUGCCACAGUUGUGGAAUACAACUUCCAGGAGCCUCUGGACUGUUCCUGCCAAUGGCACUAAAACAAAAAAAUAAUCAAUAAGAGCAUAAAAAACGAGAGGAAUGUUUGAAUCAAGGGAUUUGAGGCAUCAGGUUUUUAGUAUUGAUAAGAAAGUAUGAAAAUCAGCCAUGCUUUAUUUUGUAUAUCACUGUAGUACACUUUAUAACAUUGGCCAUGAGUUGUAGUUAUAACUUAAAGGGGCUAUAUGUAAAAUAUGUACAACAGCGUUAAAAUGUUUUUAGUGUUUAAAAUGCAUAUUGCAAUCCCAAUUCAAAUGAUCAUAGAGCAGGGGUCUCAAGCUCAGGUGACCUGGGGGCCACUGAGUGUCCAGUCUGCUCAGUAUGAGGCUGGUCAGGAGAAAAAAGACAAAACGUGAUAUUAAAUGGCGGGCCACAUGAAAUUGAUUGGGGAGGGCUGCAUGUGGCCCACAGGCCAUGCGUUUGAAACCUCUGUUGUACAUAGACAUGAACAUGGACCUGCACUUGUGUCACACUGUGUUCAUAACUGUCCCACUAACCUGUUUUAUUAGUUUUCACAUCAGCAAAAGGCCGACAUUGAGUGUGAAAGUGUUAGCACAUGAUGAGAGGAGAAGACAAGGCGACAAUAACUGACUGUAUAACAUUAUAUAUGUUAAAUAUGCACUGAUAAUGUCUUACACAUGAUCGGUCCCUGUUUUUCUCACCUGUUGCUCUCGUAUUUCAGUCUAUAUUAUAGCACAUCUCAAAAGUAGACUUGCUUUGCUGCUCCACUGCUCGAGAUGUUUUUGAGAGGGGUGCUGAGGGUUUUUAAGUUUAAGCUGCAGCUCACUGUGAUCAGGUAACUCGCGUAUAACCUGAGUUUGCAGCCUGCAAAUGGAAAUUGAACAAAUUGGCUGCACCAUUGUUAUCACUGAAGCUAGUAUUUCAAUUUUCUUAAUCUCUAAGUCAUUUUAUGACUUAGAUUAUUACAUUUCUUACAUAUAGCCUCCUAAGAGAAAGUGAAUAUAAGUGAUGUAAGUUUGAGAAAGAUUGUUGUUGUUGUUUUUAGUAGUUUUGUCCAUAUUUCAUUCUUUCUUUUCUUCGUGCCAACUCACACCGCUUUAGUACUUUUAGGUGAUGGUGUAAUGUCAUUUAGAAUUUUGUCCUACUGCAUAUUAACAGUUGUUUUUUAAUUAUUAUUUUUAUAUCCACUGUUGGGGUCAAACACUGUAUGUGGUUAGAAGUGAAUUAGGAAUAAAUGUAGUCUUUGUACAAAUGAAAGUGAUACAAGUAGCCUCUAAACAAUUAAAGAAGAGAUUUAACAGUA
Molecule: messenger RNA, 9216 nt
Organism: Solea solea (common sole)
Lineage: Eukaryota; Metazoa; Chordata; Actinopteri; Pleuronectiformes; Soleidae
Gene: otogl
Product: otogelin-like
Exons: 58
Coding region: 107-7954 (2615 amino acids)
Biological process (GO): L-arabinose metabolic process
Cellular component (GO): extracellular matrix
Molecular function (GO): alpha-L-arabinofuranosidase activity
Source: RefSeq, a predicted model, not a curated record